Messenger RNA from Phyllotreta striolata, 636 nucleotides. The record is from the annotation of a GenBank genome assembly. Lineage: Eukaryota; Metazoa; Arthropoda; Insecta; Coleoptera; Chrysomelidae.
CUUUUUGGGGCCAAAUCCAAAUCGCCAAAAGACUUCCCCAAAAAAAUCAAAAAAACCAAUUAACCAACCGAACACUCACCGCACAAAUCGCAUCCAACUUUCUUCGACAUUCCAUCAAACUUCUCGAAUUGGUCCUCGAAAGUUUCCCCGUUAUAGUCGUUCCUUUACACCGUCGAUGUAAUCGAUGUUCUUCGAUGUCUAGUUCAUGUCUUUUCGUGUCGUCCGAUUGAAUUUCCUCCGCGUAUUUUCCUCGCGAUCCACCGGCUAUUCGAGUUGGGAAUGGCAAGUGCAGUACUGGAAAUCAAGCCCGCCAAAUCCGUCGUUGGUACCGUCAACGCGCUGCCCGAAGGCGAAAUGGACGCCCUUUUGCUAGGAAGGACCCGGAUACUUUUACAAACUACUUUAAAUACACCAUUAAAACUAUCCAUAUACUGUUCGUUCGAUCGCUUCCGGGACAAAACCGAAUCAGCUUCGACGUCGACGGUAAUUGCGCCAUCGGUGACCAGCCGGUGGAAAAUUGCAAAUCCCCACAAUGGCGAAAAUUCCCCGGACGCUUACCAGAAGGUCAGGCACACGCCCAUGACGACGUCGCCAUGGCGACCCUGUCGCAUCAUAACCAGGAAUCAUCGGCGAUGA